AUACAUUAUGACAAAAAUAUAUACUCGAAAAACAAAAUGAUUUCAAAUUUUCGAGUAGCUAACAGUUUGACAAACUAUACGACAAGGAAUUAUUAACCCAUUAUAAGCUAAAUACAUAAUAAAAAAUAAAAAUAACAAAUUUAAAUGUAAAUUAUCUUAUAUUACUUAUUUUGUAAACUGUUAUUGUUAGGUUCCUCUUUUCUUUUAAUUGUAUAAUUACGUGUGAUUAGAUUAACCUAUUCUUACAUUUGAUAAGUCUAUAAAAUAAAUUAUAAUUUAUUUAAUGACAUAAUAUUCCAACUAUAAACAAUUAUAAAAAAAUAUAGUGACACUGUAUUUUCGAUAUAUUUGAAUUUGUAUGAUAAAUAACUUAAUCGUAAUUGCUAUAUACACUUAUACGGUAGCAAUGAGAUCAUGUCUAUUCAUAUAUGUCUAAUACUUGAAAUCUCUAAUACUAUGAUCAUUAUUGAUAAAAAAAAAAUAAUAAAGCUGAACAACAUUUUAUUAACAAUACAAAAAAGCCAAAGUUUUAUGUCCUCAAGUGGUUGUUAACUAAGAGACAUUAUUGAAUAAUACAUUAAAUAUUAUACAAUAUUAUACAGUACAGCAUUAAUAUCUAAAUAAAUAUUUAAUGUAUAGUAAUUACUCGAGAAGCAUUUCAAUGUAGGUACUCAACUUGUAGCGUGUUCGGGAUAUAUUUAAAAUCAAUAAAAAUAUGAAAAAAUAAAUCGAUUUUAAUGUCUUAUCGCGAGAACGAUAACAAUUAUGUUUCGAGCGUCAACACGAAUAUUUAUCAGCAGUGCGCUUUAAACAAAUGAUUUGUUAACACGAUUUCCAUUGAAAUGGAAUAUAAUUGUAAUUUGUAAGAUAUAUAAUUCCACGAAUCAUACUCGCAAGUGUAUCGAACUACAAGUUCCAACUGCAAGGUCCAAAAUGCGUCUACCCGACGUGAACGUAAAACUGCUGCCCAUCAAAGCGCAUUUUUUCCUCAUGAAUGGUGGCACGACGCCGCUAACACCAUACCUAACCACCAUAGCCAAGCAACGGGGUUACUCUGCCAGGUUGGUGGGCGCUGUCUUCUCAGUGCUACCCCUCACCGCAGUGUUGGCCCGCCCCAUUUUUGGUGCUGUUGCCGAUCACUACCGGUGUCAAAAGACCAUGUUCCUGAGCUUCAUAGUAGUUAUCACCCUGAUAACCACUUCCUACAAGUUCAUUCCCGACCAACCAGUGGAUGUUAGCAACGAGCGGGAUGAAACAGCAUUGACCACUCACCAAUUCUGGUUGUUUUGCUUUUUCUUGGUGGCCAGAUACGUCUCGAACAGCGUGGUCACAACUUUAUCGGAAACUAUAUGCUUGCAAAACUUGGGUAAAGACACGCACAAGUUUGGACAACAACGAUUGUGGGGCUGUAUUGGUUGGGGUUCGGUGUCUAUGAUGAUGGGUUGGUUGAUCGACUGGUAUAGUAGUGGAAGUAUGGUCAAAGACUAUACGCCUGGAAUCAUCGUAUCAGUAGUUUUCUUGUUGGCAGACUUACUGGUUGCUUUUAAAAUAGAAGAUUGUCAAAGUGAUGUUGUAUCAAAACAUAUUUUCAAGGAUCUUAAAAAAGUGUUCAAAGAUAAUAAAGUUGUAUGUUUUCUUGUUUGGGUAGUUUUUUUUGGAAUUUUUUAUGGAAGUAUUUCACUUUAUUUGCUAUGGCACAUGGAAGAACUAGUCACAAAGUAUCACCCAGAAAAAUAUUCUUCAAUAAAAACAAUUCAAGGAACACUGAUUGCUGUGAAAUGUUUUGGAGGUGAAGCGCCAUUUUUCUUUUUAUCUGGUAAAAUAAUUAAAAAAGUUGGUCAUCUGAAUUCAAUAGUAAUUGGUCUUGCUACAUUAUCUUUGAAAUUUUUUCUAUACUAUAUUAUCAAAGAUCCAGUGUGGGUUGUGCCCGUAGAAAUAUUGAGUGGUCUAGGUUUUGCGUUACCGUAUACGGCAAUGACAGCUUAUGGAUCAAUGUUAGCACCAGAAGGACUCAAAAGUACCGUUCAAGGGUUAUUUAGCACAUUCUUUCAAGGAGUAGGUGUAAGUCUUGGAAGUCUUAUAACGGGCUACCUCUUCAACGAAUUGGGUAGCAGUUAUACAUAUCUCGUUCUGAGCAUAUUGGCAUUAGUCGUUUGUUGUAUACAAACUUUGACGAUCCGGAUUAUGGCUAAAACUACGAAAUUACAAGAUAAUAGUAACGUCAAUACCGAAGCCUAAAGUGGAAAUUAUUUAAGCAGAAGCUAUCUACCCCAAUGUGUUAUCACAAUGACUGACAUAACAACGCAAACCAUAGAAUUUUACGUCCAGAAUUAUCAAUUUUACUCUAUAUUUUUUUUUUAUUAAACAAAUAUUUAAGUGUAUAAAUAUAUUAUUAUUUUUAUUUAUUUA
Aphis gossypii (cotton aphid) is the source of this 2409-nucleotide messenger RNA. RefSeq names its product major facilitator superfamily domain-containing protein 6-B-like. Gene Ontology annotation, cellular component: membrane. Lineage: Eukaryota; Metazoa; Arthropoda; Insecta; Hemiptera; Aphididae. The transcript has 7 exons. Gene Ontology annotation, molecular function: transmembrane transporter activity. The coding region runs from base 934 to 2238 and encodes 434 amino acids. The record is from RefSeq and is a predicted model, not a curated record.